AUGUCAGAUAGAAAAAAUAGUACUGACCAAGAAAAUAAUGAUUAUUUUCAAAUUGAGGAAGUUUCGACUUAUUCAAUAAACAAUAAUAUUUUAUAUUGUAAACAAUACAAAAGAUAUUUUAGUCAAUCUAAUUUCUCAAUUGCAAAAACAACAGAUCUUAAAAUCAUCAAAUCUAAUUAUACAUCUACGUAUUUUUGGAAAUGGUAG
Funneliformis caledonium is the source of this 207-nucleotide messenger RNA. The record is from the annotation of a GenBank genome assembly. Lineage: Eukaryota; Fungi; Glomeromycota; Glomeromycetes; Glomerales; Glomeraceae.